UGCAACAGUUUAAUUAUAUUUUUGGAAACUUAUGUGAUAAAAUAAUAAAAUAAAAUGUCUAGCACCGAUGGCAUUUAUUCAUUGCGACUGGUAAUUGCGGAAUUUUAUAUGGAGAAGCCGGUAUUUGGUCUGGAUCCCUGUUACUCCGAGUUGCGCGGCAAGGAAAUCAAACGCGUGCCCAUUGUGCGCAUAUUCGGCUCGAAUGCCAAUGGACAGAAAAGCUGCAUGCAUGUACAUGGGGUAUUUCCAUACUUUUAUAUACCCUACGAUAAACGAGAUUUCGAAUCCUUGGAACGCGGUAUUUUACAGCUGGCAAUGCAUUUGGAUAAAGCUCUCAAUAUAUCGCUGGGUCAAGGUAGCUCCAAUGCACAGCAUGUGUUUAAAAUACAAUUAGUCAAGGGCAUUCCUUUCUAUGGCUAUCAUCGUGUUGAGCAUCAGUUUCUCAAGAUUUACAUGUUCAAUCCACGCUUUGUGCGACGUGCGGCGAAUCUACUACAAAGCGGUGCCAUACUCAACAAAAACUUUAAUCCCCACGAAUCGCAUGUACCUUACAUUCUGCAGUUUUUGAUUGAUUUCAAUCUCUAUGGCAUGAGUUAUAUUCAUGUGCCGCUGGAGGUGAUUAAAUUUCGUCGUAGCACUGAGGAGGAUGUUAUACCCUACGCGAAUGUGAAGCCUCAACAAUUGCUGGACAUUUCCAGUGCCAAGAAGGUCGCCUGCAGCACCUUGGAACUGGAUAUAAGCUCGAAUUUUAUAUUGAAUCGCUUUCAGCUGGUAACCAAGAGCAAUUCAACGCAUACAAAUCCUGGCAUUGAGGCUAUUUGGCAUGAUGAGCAAGUGCGUCGACAGAAAUUGGCUCAGAGCUUUGCCGCUGAUCAACAGAAACUGAAUGCAAUACCAGUCUUGGAGGUGCCGCCCACACAGGAGCGUCCCCAUGUGGAAAUAGCCGAAAGUGAUGUCUUUUAUCGCACCGCUUUGGAGAGCAAGCUGUUGUCCUUGGAGCAAACAUUGAGUGCAGAUCAAACGCUGGUGGAUCAGACACAAGUUAGCCAUGUUAAUGUGACGCUACAGACAAGCGUCAAGGAACAACGUCGCACUUUUAAUCUACAAAAGUUGCUGGUCAAUUUAGUUUACCCAGAGGAAUGUUCCCAAGAGGCACAACAACAGCUGGUGAAUGCUUCCUUUAUACUAAACCAUUUAUCCGGCAGCGGCAGUCUACAAAGCUUUGUGCAGGAUGUAGAGAGGAAGGAAGAGGUGGAUGCAUAUUUGGAUGAUACGCUGAUCGACGAGCAGUUAAUCCUGUCACAGGGUCCAAUGCCACAUGAUGCCACUUUGCGUGAAGAGGAUUUGGAGCUGCUCGAUGUGUUGCAGCAGCUGGAGGAGCAGAAUGCAAAUGAACCGCAUAUCGAUUUGGACAGCUCGUUAGCGCCGCUAUCCCAGCAGCAUAACAAUUUUGAACUAACGCCUGAAUUGCUGGACAAACAGACGGCAGCUGCAGCCACGCAACAGCCGCUCUCUGAGGAUGAAGCCAGUUCGGAUGAGGAGACUGCCACGGGCAACAUGCAUGACUUUUCUAUUGCGCUGGAUGACAUCGAUGAGCUGUUGCUCAAGCUAACACAGAGUCAGCCCAAGUCGGAACCGAGUCAACCUCUGAAAAUGCCACAAAUUGAUGGCGCAGAUGAUCAGCUUCCACGUACACCCAAAAAAUCUAAAGCCAAAACUCCACGUACUCCUCCCCGCACACCCACGACGCCUAAGAGUCGCAUCAGCAUGCAACAGCCACGUACUCCCAAGUCCAGUGCCGCCAAGAAAUAUGCUCCACUGCCGCUCAUGAUUGUCAACAAAUCCGCGCAGAAGGUAACAAGUGAAUCAACUGCGAUGUCAGCAAGCAGCAGAAUUAAAACUAAACUCAGUCAGCAGCUGGAAACUGUUGUCAAGAGCCCAGUUUUAACGCUUCGCAAGAAAUUGGCCAUGACGGAAUUGCGUCGGAAAAGCAUCUCAGCGUUGCCAGAUUCCAUAGAUGUCACUGAUGAGCGCACUCCAGUGCGUCGCAGCUUGAGAAAUCGUACUCGAGAUUUGGACAAGACGCACAUUAUUUGUUCAUUGACGCCACGCCAAAAAAAUUCACGUUUCUCCGAUGUCUUUGAGGAUGCAAAGAGCUCUGAAAACACAGCGGAUACUAUAACGGAGUCAAAGAAACCACGACGCAGUGCACGUAAUCUUGAUAAGGAAAAGACAGUGGAGCCAAUUGAGGCUGAACAGAGAUUGGCACCUGUCAAGCAGACUGUGGAUUCACCAGUUCCAUCUUUAGCUAGCGAGGAUGAGGAUGAAACCAUUGUGUCUGACACAGAGAGCGAUAGGUCGUUGCCUAAACUAAGAAAGACACCAAAUUUGAGACGUUUGCGUAGAAGUUUUCGAGACUCGUUGCUGGCUAAAAGUACAACACCAACUGGCAAGGGAUUAGAACUAGGAUUAGAGAGUCCACUGGUUGAGAAGAAAGCGGAGAGUCCAUUGGCAGUGCAGCCAGUAACUCAAACUCUGAGUAAUAAGGAGGAGAAUGAAGGGCAGCAUGUCCCAGCAGAAGUCCUGGUCACACCACAAAUGAUGCACAGUCCAGAGAGCAGUGAGAACAACACUCCCGAGCUGAUGAAGAGUUUCUAUGAGCACUCGUUGAUCAUCAACAGUCCUUCAGUAUUCAGCGAGGAUUUGGCAAGUCCACAAUCCAAUGCACAGAUUAAAGUUAAACCCAUGUCAAGCACUUCCUUUGUCAUAGCUCCAUUGGAGCUGCCGCCUAGCUAUGACGAGGUGCUGAAAGGUUGCCAUAAGCUGGACAUACCUGAGUAUGAGUUCCAGCAGCCUUUCUAUAGCAAUCCUUCAGAUGUUAACAAAAUGACAGAAGUGGGAUUUCUGGUGCUGCGCAUACCGGGCAACAAACUCAAUGAUCUGGAGCCGUUUGAAAGCAGCGUCUUGAAUGGCAAUCAAGGACUGGCGUCCUGGCGUCGCAAGCAGUUGAUUGACAUGGGAGGAGCUGCCAUGUUGCAACGCUAUCGCAACGAGCAACAGAUUCGGGAGUAUUUCAGCACAGAGCGUGCUGUUGUCAUUGAACCAGCGACAUGUCCGCCGAGCAGACAAGAUGCCAAGAUGUGGCUAAAGGCAAGAGAAUUGCUAAAGCAGCGUCAAGGAACAGGGGAGCCGGAGGAGGAGCGUGCGUUGGCCAAUGAUGUGGAUAGUCCCAUAAAAAUAAAGCGUCAAAAAAUAACCAUGAUGUUGAACGACGGCGAUGAUGCGUCUGCUGCCAGUGGCGAUGAGGAGCUGGAGCUCAGUUGCAGCGGCUUGACAUUGACGCCAGAAACACCUCAACUCACAACGGGCAAAUCCCAAUCCAAGGGCACACCACUGAGUAGCAAAACUCGCUCCAGACGCGGCACAAAGCUGCAGUUCCAGGCACCACAAGAUGAGCCGCCGUGCAGCAGUCAGUCCAGUGAACAAAGUGUCGCCAGUAGCGCCGCCUUGGAUGCCCUGGAGCGAAGUUCCUUUGUGCGGCAGCUGGACAGCGUCAGCAGUGGACGGAAUAGUCAUGAGCUCAGUUUUGGACUCAAUAAUGCCACUCUCGACAAUACCUUUGGCUUCAAGGUAAAUCUGGAGAAUCUGCAGCAGGCCAAAGCAGAUAUCGAGUGCAACUAUUUGACCACUAUGACGCUGGAGCUGUUUGUGCCGACGCGUGAGGAACUGCAGCCGGAUCCGUUCCACGACGAGAUUCGCUGUCUGUUUUAUGCCAUUGAGCACAGUUUGCCACCUGCCACAGCAGAGGAAUCGCUGCCUAGCAAAGCUUGUGGUUAUAUUAUAGUCAGUGAUGGAUCGGAUUUGAUCAGUGAGGGACGUCAUCAUGGUCUGGAUGCGGAUAUUGAAGUACAGGUGGUGCAGAGUGAAGCAGAGGCGUUGGAGGCGUUGCUGGCACUUUGUCAACGCUGGGAUGCGGACAUCUAUGCUGGUUACGAGAUUGAGAUGAGCUCCUGGGGUUAUGUCAUCGAGCGCGCCAAGCACAUGUGCUUCAACAUUGCCCCUUUGCUGUCCCGUGUGCCGUCCCAGAAAGUCCGUGAUUUUGUGGACGAGGAUCGUGAACAGUUUACGGAUCUCGAUGUGGAGAUGAAGCUCUGUGGUCGCAUAUUGCUCGAUGUCUGGCGACUGAUGCGCUCCGAGAUUGCGCUCACCUCGUACACCUUUGAGAAUGUCAUGUAUCACAUCCUGCACAAACGUUGUCCCUGGCACAGUCCACGUUCCCUCAGCGAUUGGUUUGCCUCGCCCUGCACCCGCUGGAUCGUCCUCGAGUAUUAUCUGGAACGGGUGCGCGGCACGUUGGCGUUGCUUGGACAACUGGAUCUGCUGGGACGCACCAGUGAAAUGGCCAAGCUAAUUGGCAUACAGUUUUAUGAGGUGCUCUCCAGAGGAUCACAGUUUCGCGUGGAGAGCAUGAUGUUGCGCAUUGCUAAGCCCAAGAAUCUGGUGCCUCUCUCCCCGAGCGUGCAACAACGCGCUCAUAUGCGAGCUCCCGAGUAUCUGGCUCUCAUCAUGGAGCCGGAAUCACGCUUCUAUGCGGAUCCACUGAUCGUGCUGGACUUUCAGAGUCUCUAUCCCAGCAUGAUCAUAGGCUACAACUAUUGCUUCUCCACGUGUCUGGGUCGUGUGGAGCAUCUGGGCAGCAGCACAACCUUCGAAUUUGGCGCCUCCCAACUGCGCGUCUCACGGCAGUUGCUGCAGCAGCUGCUGGAACGCGACCUGGUCACGGUGUCGCCAUGUGGCGUGGUGUUUGUGAAGCGUCAGGUGCGGGAGGGCAUCCUGCCACGUAUGUUGAGUGAGAUUCUGGAUACACGGCAGAUGGUUAAACAAUCGAUGAAACUGCAUCGGGACAGCUCGGCGUUGCAGCGUGUGCUCCACUCUCGCCAGCUGGGAUUGAAGCUGAUGGCAAAUGUAACCUAUGGCUAUACGGCGGCCAAUUUCAGUGGACGCAUGCCCGCCGUUGAGGUGGGUGACUCGGUGGUGUCCAAGGGACGCGAGACGCUGGAGCGUGCCAUCAAACUGGUGGAAGACAACGAAAAGUGGAAAGUGCGCGUGGUCUACGGGGAUACAGACUCCAUGUUUGUGCUGGUGCCAGGACGCAAUCGUGCCGAGGCAUUUCGCAUUGGCGAGGAAAUUGCCCAGGCCGUCACAGAAAUGAAUCCGCAUCCUGUGAAACUAAAACUGGAGAAGGUCUAUCAGCCGUGUCUGCUGCAGACCAAGAAACGCUACGUCGGCUACAUGUACGAAACGCCGGAGCAACAGCAUCCCGUCUACGAGGCCAAAGGCAUCGAGACGGUGCGACGCGACGGUUGCCCGGCAGUGGCCAAAAUGUUGGAGAAGGUGCUGCGCCUGCUCUUCGAAACGGCGGAUGUCAGUCAGAUCAAACAGUACGUUUGCCGGCAGUUCACCAAGCUGCUCUCCGGACGCGCCAAUCUGCAGGAUCUCAUAUUCGCCAAGGAGUUUCGUGGCCUAAAUGGCUACAAGCCAACGGCCUGUGUGCCAGCUCUGGAAAUGACGCGCAAAUGGAUGCAGAAGGAUCCGAGGCGGAUUCCGCGUCGUGGCGAGCGUGUGCCCUUUAUCAUUAUCAAUGGACCGCCGGGCAUGCAACUGAUACGCCUGGUGCGUCAUCCUCACGAGCUGCUGGCCAAUGAGGGCUACAAGAUUAAUGCCAUUUACUACAUAACCAAGGCAAUUAUUCCGCCACUGAAUCGCUGCCUUUUGCUCAUUGGAGCCGAUGUGAAUGAUUGGUUCAGCAAUUUGCCGCGUAAACUGCUCAUGACACCAGCAUUGUCCACGGCAGGUGAACUAAUGAAUCGUGGAGGCGGCGCCAAGUCUACUAUAUCGCAAUAUUUCUCCACAACCAGCUGCAUCAUCGACUGUGGCCGCCAAACCAAGUCGGGCAUCUGUGCGGAUUGUGCCAGCAACUCCAGCAAAUGCGUUAUCACCUUACAAUCGAGAUUGGCACAAUUGGAACGUGGCUAUCGACUGACCCAGCAGAUUUGUCAGUCCUGUUGUGGUCGUCUGGGCGAAGUGCAUUGUAAUUCCCUUGAUUGCCCAGUUCUCUAUGUGCUGGAAGUGAAACGACGUGAACUACAACAAAUUCCACACAUACGUAAACAGAUCGAGGAACGUUUUUGAUUAUUUUUGUAUAUAUAUUCAACUUUUUGUUCGACUAAAAAAGUUAAAAUUGCUACAUUCAUUGUUUUGCAGCGCAGUUCAUGUAUAUAGCUUAAACACUAUAAAUAUAUAUAAGUGCAUAUACAUAUGUAUGCUUUGUUAACUAUUGAUAUUGUUUGUGAAACUAUUUAACUUACAUUUGUUGAGAGAUUUGUUUCUUUUUUUUUAUUAAUUAUAUUAUAUUUGUAUGCAUGUGUGUGUAUAAUAAUAUUCCAAUGAAGUGCCAUUUUACAAAUAAUCUAAAAGUUA
Molecule: messenger RNA, 6480 nt
Organism: Drosophila innubila
Lineage: Eukaryota; Metazoa; Arthropoda; Insecta; Diptera; Drosophilidae
Gene: DNApol-zeta
Product: DNA polymerase zeta catalytic subunit
Exons: 14
Coding region: 55-6192 (2045 amino acids)
Biological process (GO): translesion synthesis; double-strand break repair via homologous recombination
Cellular component (GO): zeta DNA polymerase complex; nucleus
Molecular function (GO): DNA-directed DNA polymerase activity; nucleotide binding; DNA binding
Source: RefSeq, a predicted model, not a curated record